Molecule: messenger RNA, 2455 nt
Organism: Cuscuta epithymum
Lineage: Eukaryota; Viridiplantae; Streptophyta; Magnoliopsida; Solanales; Convolvulaceae
Source: the annotation of a GenBank genome assembly
AAACUCUUGAUCUUUUUAAUUGGAUUGUAAAUUUAGACGACGAAAUGAUCCCGUCUGAUCAAGGUUUUGCUCAGGCACAAAGAUAACCAAUUCUCUAUUGCACUCACUCUACAACUAAGGAUGGUAUUAAUUGUCUAGUUUGUUUAAGUAUAGUAUGGAACUGGUUUGAUAAAUGUCUAAUCUUUAGUUAUUUUAUAAUUAUCAAAGUCUGAUUUGAUCAGUUUGAAUCUGAUCUAGCCGAUUAUAGUCAGGUUUGAUCUGUGCUGAAUACAGUCAAAUAAAAACAUCUUAAGAUUCCUUGUACAAGAGUGUACGCGAAUUUUGUAUCAGAAAUGCUUCGUGUACACAGGUUGUACACAACAUGUAUACAAAUUAAUAGAAUAUAUUUUAGGGAUAUGUGUAUCCUAAAUUAUAUUUAAGAAUAUUUGUUUCCUUUUGUAUCUUGAACUCUCUCAUUAUUUAUACACAUGCCAGGACUCCUAUUGGAGUACUCUUUUCCCAUUAUUCUCACAUGGUAUCAAGAGCCUAGAGAAAAACCCUAUUUUUUUCGUUCGUCCUCUUUGUCGCAGCCAUGUCGCAAGAAUUUUCCAUGGCGUCGCUGACUUCGGCCUUCCCUACGCCAUCGAUUUCAGUCGAGACGGCGGUCGGUGCUACUCCUACAACAGAUUCCUCCUCCCCUGUUAUCACGUCCGUUCCUCUGCACCACAUUCAACCGGCAGUCUCUCGUCCUUCUUCCAUGCCGCUGCAUAAUCUCGAUCCGGUUGGUCUUUCCAUGCCUCUGCAGUCCAACGAUCCUAUAUUUUCCUCUUACGCUGCCAGACCAUACCCGGCUGGGUCGGCAUAUUCCCUUUUCACCUCUCUGCCGCCCCAGUUUCCGUGGACUCCGGUGACUCCAUCUCCUCCUCCAGUGCAACAGCCUGCCUCCUCCUUCUUUGGGUCAACUUUUGCUGGUUCUCCAGGGGUGACUCGGCCACAGCAGGACAAUCCCUUAUUUGGGUCUCCUAUGGCAGCCUUGGCCCAGACCGUGUCUCAUGGAAUUGCUAACGUUGGACAGAUCGUGACAAUCAAGCUUAAAGCUGUUGAGGAUUACCUUACCUGGCGCACCCAGUUUGAGUCGUUCCUCGUCUCUCAAGGGCUCUUUGGCAUCGUUGAUGGCUCCAUUCAGGUACCUCCCAUGUACACUAUGGAUUUUAAUAAUCAUCACAUUGUUAAUACAGACUAUUACCAUUGGCUUCGUAUUGAUCAAACAAUUCACUCUUGGUUGUUUGCUACUUUAUCUCGGGAUGUAUUAACUGAUGUGCAUGAUAUUAAACAUUCUUCUCGUAUAUGGGAGCGUCUGCAAUCACGUUUUAUGUCUGCUAGUUUACCUAGAGCCAUGGAACUCAAACGUUUACUGUCCAACACUAAAAAGAAAGAAAAUCAAUCCAUGGAGCAUUAUUUGAGAGAUAUUAAAAAUUUGGCUGAUGCGUUAGCUACUAUAAAUUCUCCUGUGACUGAUAGAGAAUUACUUCAGUAUACUCUUAGUGGUUUGGGACCUGAUUAUAAAUUUAUUUCGGGUACUAUUUCUCUAUUUCCUGAGAGCUUUCCACCCGAUAUUCUUCAUCCACGACUUAUGGAAGCGGAGCAGCAGGUUCUUUAUCAGCGUCAGCAAGACAAUUUGCCUGUUCAACAGGCCUUUGGAGCUCAAGUGGGUCCCGCUCAGCAUGGACAGAAUGGACAGCCGGGCGCAUACCGCGGCAGAGGAGGCCGCGGCAGAGGCGGUCGCGGCAGAGGAGCCCGUGGCCGAGGUAGGUACCAGCCGCAUCACUUUUAUCCCCAGCAACCACAUAGCCAGCAGGGACCGCCGCCUUCGGCCGCAGGGGGUGCAGUGUUUCCGAGACCUCCUAAUGUCACAUUUGGUAAAUCUGUCAUGUCCACUUUAAAUAUUAAUGCUAAAUCUACUUGUGGUACUCAUUAUGCAUAUGCAGGUUCUUCAUCAGCUGAGGGUAUUCUUGGGUCUGUCCCACCUCCUGUCGUGUGUCAAAUCUGUUUUUCUGCAGGUCACUCUGCCAUUGCUUGUCUAUCUCGGUUUUCUCAACAAUCUGCCCCUGCUCUCUUGACUCCUACUGGUGAAAAUAAUGAUGCUUUGUGGUAUCCCGACUCCGGGGCUUCUGCUCACAUGACCUCCUCGGAAGGACAAAAUUUCGGGGGCGGUUCUGCUUCGGGCACAUCGUAAUGGACAUCUCUAUCCUAUCAGCCUCAGCCAUUCAGCACCUCUAGCUUUAGCGUCUUCUGUUAUUUCUGGCCCUGUGUGGCAUCGUAGAUUAGGACAUUGUGGUGAAAACAUUUUGCGCAUGUUGCGUGCUAAAAAUUUUAUUUCUGGUUCUAUUCAUUUUGAUCAUGACUGUAUUUCUUGCCGAUUAGGCAAAUCUCAACGAUUACCUUUCUCAGAUGCUAGCCAUGAUUCUUCUUCUCC